GAAGAGAUGCAUCGUCUUACAAAGAACAGCUCUCUGUUUGAGUACUUAUAAGGAUCGGUUUCUUCUCCUCAGCUCAGAAAUGUCCAGUUAUGGUAUGAUGAAAGUGAAAGCAAAAUGAGAGCCCCUCAGUUACACCUCAGAGAAAAAUAAAGAUGAGUAUAACAAUGUUCUUAUUGGUUGAAGUUUUCACUCUUUCUCCUCUGUUGGCGAUCUCUAAUAAGAUGCAUUGCAGGCUGUUGCUGACUGGGUGACAGACACGUAACAGAGAGGAGUCAUGAAAGCUGUGGUGGGACUGCUGGUGCUGCUGGUCAGAGUUUCUUAUGGUGUGGAAACUCACUGUGAUGGCAGACAGGAUGGAGUUCAGUGUUAUGGAGCUUUGGGAGGAACUGUGGACAUCCAGCUGAUGAACAGCACUUCAGAAAUGUCGAGAUACCAGUUGUUAAAGAAUUCAUUAAAAAUAUUACAUGUAAGAAAUAAUGAGGUGAUUCCUAAUAUCACAGAAAGGAGCUCUGCCCUUAAUUCCAGUUAUAGAACAUUCAGGAUCAAUAAUCUGAGAAGGAAUGACAGUGGUAAUUAUACCCUUCAAACCUUUGAUUCAGAUGGAAGAAUAUCAGACGUGUGGACUUUACAGUUGUUUAUUCAAGCUCCUGUGUCCUCUGUCCUGCUGGUUUCUGAGUGUCUGUCCCUGGGAGAGAUGAGGGUGUCCUGCUCCUCUGAGGAAGGGGACAGUCCUCAGUACAGCUGGACUCUGGAUGGACGCACACUGACAGAUGCUGAGCUUCUUUCUGUAAAUAAUGAGACUAACAUCAUCACUUUGAAACAGCACGUCUCAGGGCAUCUGGUCUGCUCAGUCAGGAACAACGUCAGUAAUGUCUCCAAAGAAAAGAGGAUAUCUACCUGCGGCUUCAUUUUCAUUAACUGCACCUUAGUCAAUGGGACACAGAUAUCAGGGUGGGUGCAUGAAGACAAUUACACUCUGUGUAUUGAACCAACCAUACAACCUACACAAGAACAAACAAUAGAGUCUACACAAACCAGCAUAGUGUCAAAGAAACACUCCACUAACAGCAGUGAUGACCCAUGGAACAUUAGAGAUUUCCCACUAGUCGGUGUUGUUCUCUCAGCAGCUGUAAUUUACUUAGCUGUGGGUGUAGCGCUCAUCUGUGCUCAGAGGAAAACGCAAAACUACAGACCAACUAAACCAAAAAGUACAAAACUUAUUUUUUCCUCAAUCACUUGCUCGGAUGAAGAAGGUGAGCACGAAGUAACAUAUGCUAAUCUAGAGGUCAUGAAACAGCAGGAGAAGCGAGUGGAGCAAACAGGACAGGUGGAGGCAGAGGUGGAGUAUGGCCAACUCCACUUUUCAAAGCCGCUUCAGCACACUGAACCUACAGAAGACGAUUGCUUGUAUGCCAGAGUUCAUAAAGUCAGGUGAAUUAAGAGCUUCUAUGCAGAAUAACCGCUGAAGAGCCACAGAGGGAGGACUUGUUGUCAAGAUGUGUGAAUGUCUCUCAUUUAUUGUGAUUUUCAGUGUAUGAGCUUUUCAACCACAGCUUUUAUGAGUGGGGGUUUUUGUGUUCUUUUUUGUAUCCUGUUAAAGAUCUGAGAUUUCCUCCUGUUAUCAUUUAAGUGAGUUUUUAACUUGUCUUGUUAGAAAAAUAAGCAACGUUGAAAAACUGAAUUUUUGGACAAAUUUCACUGCAGCAACACAGAAAAAGAGAACAUGGUGUUAAAAAAAUCUUGAGAAACAUUAGACAGUUAAAAUUUAUAGAUUAAGCAAUAUCAAAUUACUUCUUAUAGACAUAAUACUAUCAAUACUGAUCAUUUUCUGGGAAGUUGUAUUUUUAACAUCUUGGCAUCUUUUUUAUACUAACAAUUAUCUAAGAGCUGCUUUAACACACAUAUCUGGAGUGCAAAUUGUCAGUGUAUUGACAAUAAAGCAGCUCAGCCUCCUUCCAAACAUACAUAAACGCUAUGUUGAGACUGAAGACCAAAGACUAGACAAACACAAAGAAAUCAUCUGUGUGGAGAGAGAGCGGCUUAUCUGCCUGUCAUUAGAAGGUAUUUGUGACAA
This is a messenger RNA of Haplochromis burtoni (Burton's mouthbrooder), 2074 nucleotides long. RefSeq lists its product as uncharacterized. The record is from RefSeq and is a predicted model, not a curated record. The transcript has 6 exons. Lineage: Eukaryota; Metazoa; Chordata; Actinopteri; Cichliformes; Cichlidae. The coding region runs from base 275 to 1435 and encodes 386 amino acids.